Messenger RNA from Acanthosepion pharaonis, 1167 nucleotides. Lineage: Eukaryota; Metazoa; Mollusca; Cephalopoda; Sepiida; Sepiidae. The record is from the annotation of a GenBank genome assembly.
AUGACCAAAAGUAACAUCUUUGCACUAAAUUAUCUUAAUAUAUUCAUAUCUAUCUAUCUAUCUAUCUAUCUAUCUAUCUAUCUAUCUAUCUAUGUCAGUCUGUACAUUAUCUAUGUACCUAUCUAUCUGUAUGUCUGUCUGUCUGUCUAUCUAUCUAUCUAUCUAUCUAUCUAUCUAUCUAUCUAUCUAUCUAUCUAUCUAUCUGUCUGUGCCAUUCUGUUCAUUAUCUAUCUAUCUAUCUAUCUAUCUAUCUAUCUAUCUGUAUGUCUGUCUAUCUAUCUAUCUGGUUUGUUCAUUAUCUGUCUAUCUAUCAUACUCUGUACAUAUCUAUCUAUGUCAAUUUGUGCAUUAUCUAUCUAUCUAUCUAUCUAUCUAUCUAUCUAUCUAUCUAUCUAUCUAUCUCAGUCGGUACAUUAUCUAUCUAUCUUUCUAUCUAUGUCAGUCUGUACAUUAUCUAUCUAUCUAUCUAUCUAUCUAUCUAUCUAUCUGUAUGUCUGUCUAUCUAUGUCAGUCUGUAAUAUCUAUCUAUCUAUCUAUCUAUCUAUUAUAUACCGUAAAAAUGGCUAUUUGCCACAUCCACAUCUACUUUACUCUGUACAUUGUACUCUACUUAAGUCGUCAUUUUCUGGACACCAUUUUUUCACCCAGGACCCCAGCCGUACGGGAGGUGCAGGUGGUGACAUUACAGUCCUUAAUCUAAUAUUGAAAUUUCAACCACUAUCUAUCUAUCUAUCUAUCUAUCUAUCUAUCUAUCUAUCUAUCUAUCUAGUCUCUUCAUAUCUAUCUCAUUCUGUUUUUAUCUAUCUAUCUAUCUAUCUAUCAUUCUUUUCUUAUCUAUCUAUCUAUCUGUCUUUUCAUAUCUAUCUAUCUAUCUAUCUAUCUAUCUAUCUAUCUAUCUAUCUCAGUCUUUUCAUAUCUGUCUAUCUAUCUAUCUAUCUCUUCAUAUCUAUCUCAUUCUCUUCUUAUCUAUCUAUCUAUCUAUCUAUCUAUCUAUCUAUCUAUCUAUCUAUCUCUUUGCAUAUAUAUCUGACCACUCAAGCGCGUGUUCAACAAGCCGUGGCCGGGGACCCGAUGACCGUCAAAUGUCUUAUCGUGUCACGCUGGAAUGGUAAUUCAGGCCAAGUGGAAAGCGACUGCUUCUGCACUCAAAGCCAAACCGUUCUUUAG